UAGUGCCAAUAGGUAGACGAUGGCAGUUAAGGAAUACUGUCAAUAUUUUCGCUCGGCUGUAGAAGCAAAGCCUGCUGUGGUUGGAGUGGGGACUGAAAACAGCUUGUCUCUUCCUACUGAGGUUUUGACAAGGAGAGGAUCCCUCUUGCUAACAAAGCUUCCCUCUUCUAGACGUGGCCAUCAACCAAAGCAUGUUGGCUUCUUCUCUCCAGUCAAUCAACCUUACAGGUCAUUUGGCUCACUUCCAGAGUCUCAUGUAUUCGAAUGGCUGGCUCACUCCUUUGAGAUAAAGCCACCUAAAUAUACUAUGUACUCUCGCCCACCGGUUUCUUGGAAGCAAAUAGAAUCAUGUCAAUUAACAACACCAUUGAUCAGAGUUCCAAUGAUCAACAGCAGGCAGAAAGGAACAACUCAGCCCAUUAACUUGCUUAGGGCAGGUAUGUCCACGCUACAAGUACAUAUGGCUGCUUUAGAGAAGUCUAGUCAAGGAACAUAUAUUGGAAUCCCAUACAACUGCACUAUUAUUGGAAGGACUGAUAAGAAGUCUGGUAAUGAAUUGGUUCCACAUCGUCCUGAAUGCAGUGCAAGUAUUGCAGCGACCAUAAUGACUAGUUAUGCUGCUUCCCGUUUCAAGCGUACAUUAGAAAGAAGUGUAGCUAGAAGGAAUAAAAUUCAAGCUGAAGAAGCCUACCUAAGCAAGCUUCAGUUUAUAAUGAACAUACUCUGUUUUCUGCACAAUGUGAAAUCAAGGGAUUUGAAAGGGAAGAUGCCACUUCAGGCUUCAGUAGUACAAAACUUAUGCUUACAUUAUCCUCCAGUCUUUAAGGAUAGGAAUGGCCCUGAUUCAGGCCAUGGCACGCGUCAGUUUUUAAAUAAAUUGCCUCAUGAAGGUCAUGCAGUCCAUGAAAAAAAGGCUCCAAACCUUUUUGAUUCUAGAAUCCCACCAUGGCAUAUGCAAGUAGUUUUCAUUGAUGAGAAAGAAGAAGCAAGAGGUGACAUAGAGACAAGAUUGAAAAUGUGCUACGAUCGAUUCAAGCAGCUUAAAAUAGACAACAGCUGGAAAAUGAAAGAAGAGAUAGAGGAACGGGCAAGGGUUUCGUCAAGGCUGCUCCAGUUAAAGCUGAAUGAGCUAAGGUUCGGUCCUAACCCGAUUAGACAGUUCAACAUAAUGAGAGACAAAGCAAAACUGAUUGUCAAGCAAGAGAAACAAGAGAGAGACAACAAACCGAAAUGGUUUUUAAUAAUACAAAAUGAAGUACAGAGCACGUUGAAGAGCAACAGUGCUUAUGAGUCAGGAUUACAAUACCUUGAGAAGCUGGACUUGUUCACUACUGCACAUACAAAUGAAAUAAAUCAUGUACUGGAGAAAUUCUGCUUAUAUUUCAUGUCAACACCAGCCCACACAGUCUGUACUACACCAUCAAUUGAAGCUAUUAAGUUUGUGCUAGAGAAAAUACUUAAAGUUUCAUCGAAACUCUGCAAGCAGUGGCUUGAGCUAAGAGGGUUGCCAUGGCACCAACAUUUCUAUUGACAACACAACAACAGCAAA
Molecule: messenger RNA, 1549 nt
Organism: Amphimedon queenslandica
Lineage: Eukaryota; Metazoa; Porifera; Demospongiae; Haplosclerida; Niphatidae
Exons: 12
Coding region: 20-1531 (503 amino acids)
Source: RefSeq, a predicted model, not a curated record